This is a messenger RNA of Trichosurus vulpecula (common brushtail), 1264 nucleotides long. It is a transcript of the gene PPP1R3G, whose product is annotated as protein phosphatase 1 regulatory subunit 3G. The coding region runs from base 1 to 1188 and encodes 395 amino acids. The transcript has a single exon. Gene Ontology annotation, cellular component: protein phosphatase type 1 complex. Gene Ontology annotation, biological process: regulation of glycogen biosynthetic process. Gene Ontology annotation, molecular function: glycogen binding; protein phosphatase 1 binding. NCBI's taxonomy places the organism in Eukaryota, Metazoa, Chordata, Mammalia, Diprotodontia, Phalangeridae. The record is from RefSeq and is a predicted model, not a curated record.
AUGGAGACUCAGGCCCCCCAGAGCCUGAGUUUGGAGCCUUCGGGGUCGAUGCCCUGCGGAGACCCACCGCUAGCUGAGGAGAGCCCCGAUCCAGGCACCCCGAUCCAGGGAGGGGGCGGCGGCGAAAGCUGCCCCAACUGCCCGGACGCCCCUGCUCAGAGCCCCCAGCUCUCCCAAAGAGAUGCCAGCCUUUUGGAUCAGGAGCUGCUAGAUGCCCGCCGCUGCUGCCGCGCCCGCUCCUUCUCCCUGCCUGCGAGCCCCAUCCUAGAAGCAGCCAAGUUACUGCAGCAGCAGCAGCUGCAGCCUCAGCCCGGGGAUCCCGGCGCUGAGUGGGGCGCGACGGAACAAGAGGAGGAGCUGCUGAGCCCGGGCGCCUGUUGCACCAAGUGCAAGAAGAGGGUGCAGUUCGCCGAUUCCCUGGGGCUCAGCCUGGCCAGCGUGAAGCACUUCAGCGCCGCCGAGGAGCCGCAGGUACCCCCAGCCGUGCUCUCCCGUCUCAAGAGUUUUCCCAUGCGGGAGCGAGACAUGGAGCAGAUUGGGGACCUGCUGGCCGCGGCCUUCUCCCCGCUCCUGCCGGAGGGGAUCCGCUCCACUCCGGCUCCAGUGCGGCAGCUGCCCCGCCUGCAGCCUCUCUUCCAGCUGCCGGAGCCCGGCAGAGCUGCCUCCGAGCGCCUCCGUCGUCAGCGAGUGUGCCUGGAGCAGGUAGACUGCGGCGCGCCUCCGGCCUACGAGGUGAAGGGCUCCGGCCGGGUGUUAAGCUGCGCGGGACCCCGGGAGGUGACCGUGCGCUACACCUUCACCGAAUGGCGUUCCUUCUUGGACUUGCCCGCUACGCUGCAGCCCUGCCAGCCAGCGCAGCUGGAAACGCAGGGGCAAGAGGAGCAGCCCGAGCGAACUCAUCUAGAUCCAGGGACCGGGAGAUCUGAGGACGGGGCUGGGGACCCCGGCGGGCCGGACACCGAGCGCUUUCACUUUUCCCUGUAUUUGCCUCCGGGACUGCUAGGGGAGAAGGAGGAGGAGCAGCAAGGCUUCAACGUCCACUUCGCUGUCUGUUACCGCUGCGCGCAGGGUGAGUUCUGGGACAACAACACCGGGGCCAACUACACCCUGCGCUACCCUCCCAGCGGCUGCCAGCUGCCGCAUCCCACGCAGGUGCCUCCCGAGGGCAGCCUCGAGAGCCCUCACUGAACCGUGGAUCUUCACCCCUUUCCUCUUCCUUUCAAAUGCAAACAUUUGUCAAGUGAUCAGACUUGGAGAUUUGGGG